UGCAACUCAACCACCUAUAUACUCUCUCCUCUUUCGAAAUCUUCAAGAAAUUUGCAUAGAAAAUAACAUCGCAUAUAGUGAUAUCGAAAAGGAUCGAUCACAAAAGCCAAUAAGAAGAAAAACGAAGAAGAUGGAUGGAUAAUACAGGAUUCAUUUGAACCUAAUCUCCUUGAUGAAGAUGGACGGUUCAACCACAAGCUCAUCAUCUCCGUACGAUUCUUGUCGGCUUCUGAAGUGUAUCUUCUCUGCUAAUAACGAUGAUGGCGAUGAAUGGUAUCGAGAGCUAUCAUUCGAGGCCAGAGUUGCAGCGUACAUCAUAAUUUUGGGGACCAUAAUAAUAAUCAUUUUCCUGAUACUGAAAUUCCUAAGCGAAUACGACGCCGAGUUCAGCACGGAUAGACUGCCGGAGCCUGCCGGAGAAGGCGCCUCCGUUACAACGCCGUUGAUGUCCGUGAAGUCUCCGUUAACGACGUACGGAACGGGGAAAGGGGACGGAGAAACGGCGUCGUUCAGUUCGUCGGAGGACGUGUACAAUGAGAAGUUGUGCGUCAUAUGUUACGAGGAAUGGAGGAACUGUUUCUUCGUGCCGUGCGGGCAUUCUGCCACGUGCCGAGGCUGUGCUCGGAAGCUGAUGGAGGCAGAUACAAGGGUCUGUCCGAUUUGUCGGAGAGUGAUACGGAAAUCAAGAAGAACAUGGUUUAGGUUUUGAAAACGAUGUCGUUUCGUAUAAGCAAACUCUUUUGUUAGUGUUAUCAACAAGGAAAAUAUGAAUUUGUGUGUGAUGUUUUGGUAAUGAAUUGAUGAAAAAUAUGAUUGAUACAUCCCUUUUUUUACUGCUAAAAUUUAA
This is a messenger RNA of Tarenaya hassleriana, 847 nucleotides long. RefSeq names its product E3 ubiquitin-protein ligase SPL1. Bases 173 to 709 code for a protein of 178 amino acids. The transcript has 4 exons. The record is from RefSeq and is a predicted model, not a curated record. Lineage: Eukaryota; Viridiplantae; Streptophyta; Magnoliopsida; Brassicales; Cleomaceae.